Messenger RNA from Brassica oleracea var. oleracea, 1210 nucleotides. RefSeq names its product trihelix transcription factor GT-3b-like. The transcript has 2 exons. Bases 126 to 1004 code for a protein of 292 amino acids. The record is from RefSeq and is a predicted model, not a curated record. NCBI's taxonomy places the organism in Eukaryota, Viridiplantae, Streptophyta, Magnoliopsida, Brassicales, Brassicaceae.
UGUAUUUCUCAUUUUCGAUCUUGAAAAGUGAAAGCUCCAAAAAAUAUCUAACAUUUUCUUUAGUCUUCAGAGAUCUUUGGUGAUUCUUGUUUAUCUUUUACUUGGUUUCUUAAUUAUUUCUUCAUAUGGAUGGGCGUCAGCUUCACCACCUUCAAUACCUUAAUAAACAUAAUCACCAUGUUCAUCCUCAAUCUCAAACGCCAGAAAUAGCGUCACCCGCAACUGUGGCUGCAGGGGAUAGGUUUCCACAGUGGAGCUUAGAAGAGACAAAAGAGUUGAUAGCGAUAAGAGGAGAGCUGGAUCAAACUUUCAUGGAGACAAAACGGAACAAGCUUCUCUGGGAGGUUGUCUCUAACAAGAUGAGAGUCAAAAGCUUUCUUCGUAGCCCUGAACAGUGCAAGUGCAAGUGGAAGAAUCUCGUCACUCGUUUUAAGGGAUGUGAGACAACGGAUGCAGAGUCAGCAAGACAACAAUUCCCUUUUUAUGAUGAUAUGGAAAUUAUAUUUACAAGUAGAAUGCAGAGAAUGAUAUGGGUCGAAUCAGAGGGAGGAGGAGGGGGAGCAAGUGGGACAACCAGAAAGAGAAGUCACUCAGAGCAGUUCUCUUCAGAUGAAGAAGAAGAGAACGUGAAUGAAGAGCUAGUAGAUAUCAGCAAUGACCCGAAAAUCCUAAACCCCAAAAAGAACAUAGUGAAGAAGCGAAAAGGCGGUAUUAGUAAUAGUAAUGCCAGUAAUAGUGUAAGGGAAGUUUUAGAUGAGUUUAUGAGACAUCAGAUGAGAAUGGAGAACGGGUGGAGAGAACGCUGGGAGGCAAGGGAGAAGGAGAGAGCAGAGAGAGAAGAAGAGUGGAGAGGGAAGAUGGAGGAGAUUGAGAAGGAGAGAGUGAAGAUGGAGCGGAUGUGGCGGGAUAGAGAGGACCAAAGACGGUCGAGGGAGGAGACGAGGGCUGAGAAGAGGGAUUCACUUAUCAAUGCAUUGCUUGCUAAGCUUACUAGAGAUGGUUAAUUCUAUCUAGGUCUAAUAUUUUAACGUAAGUUAACUUGUUCUUUCUAUGCAUGUUAUGGGGUUGUAGGUUUUUAAUUAUUUGGUGGGAAUAGUUAAGUAUAUCCUUGGAAAAACUGAACACUCAUAUAUCGAGUUUUCUCGUGGGACUACAGGAAUAUAUUAACCUCCAUAUUCUUUUCUUCCUGUUUUGAUUUUGGUUAAUCUAU